This is a messenger RNA of Neomonachus schauinslandi (Hawaiian monk seal), 1893 nucleotides long. RefSeq names its product B-box and SPRY domain containing (gene BSPRY). Bases 22 to 1221 code for a protein of 399 amino acids. Gene Ontology annotation, molecular function: protein binding; zinc ion binding. Lineage: Eukaryota; Metazoa; Chordata; Mammalia; Carnivora; Phocidae. The transcript is spliced from 6 exons. The record is from RefSeq and is a predicted model, not a curated record.
CGCGGCGCCGGGUGCUCGGCCAUGUCUGCGGAGAGCGCAGGGCCGGGGUCGGCGCCGCUGUGCCCCGAGCACGGCCAGGCUCUGAGCUGGUUCUGCUGCUCCGAGCGACGGCCCGUGUGCGCCGCCUGCGCGGGGCUGGGCGGCCGCUGCCGGGGGCACCGCAUCCGCCGGGCGGAGGAGCGCGCGGAAGAGCUGCGAAACAAGAUUGUGGACCAGUGUGAGCGGCUGCAGUUCCACAGUGCCAGCAUCGCCAGAUAUGUGGCUGAGGUCCUGCCAGGGAAGAACCAGAGAGCAGUGAGCACGGCCAGCGCGGCGCGGGAACUGGUCAUCCAGAGGCUAGGUGUGGUGAGGAGUCUGUGUGAGAGCGAGGAGCAGCGUUUGCUGGAACAGGUGCAUGGUGAAGAGGAGCGGGCCCACCAGAGCAUCCUGACACAGCGAGUCCACUGGACUGAGGCGCUGCAGAAGCUCAACGCCAUCCGGACCAGCCUGGUGGGCAUGCUCACCCAUCUGGAUGACCUCCAGCUGAUUGUAAGUCAGGCAGGGCAGAAGGAGCAGGAGAUUUUUGAAAGGACCGAGGAAGCAGAGGGUAUUUUGGAUCCCCAGGAGUCGGACAAGUUAAACUUUAAUGAGAAGUGCAUUCGGAGCCCACUACUUACCCAACUCUGGGUGACAGCGGUUCUCGGGUCCCUCUCAGGCACGGAGGACGUGCGUAUCGACGAGAGGACCGUCAGCCCCUUCCUGCAACUGUCAGAUGAUCGAAGGACCCUGACCUUCAAUGCCAAGAAGUCCAAGGCCUGUGCAGAUGCCCCCGAGCGCUUUGACCACUGGCCCAAUGCCCUCGCGGCCACCUCCUUCCAGGCUGGGCUGCACACCUGGAUGGUGAACGUCCAGAACAGUUGUGCCUAUAAGGUGGGCGUGGCCCUGGGCCAGCUGCCCCGCAAGGGCUCCGGCAGUGACUCUCGUCUGGGCCACAACACCUUCUCCUGGGUCUUCUCCCGCUACGACCAGGAGUUCCGUUUCUCCCACGACGGGCAGCACGAGGCCCUGGGGCUGCUGCGCUGCCCCACCCAGCUGGGCGUGCUUCUAGACUUGCAGGCGCAGGAACUGCUCUUCUACGAGCCGGCCUCGGGCACGGUGCUCCACGCCCACCACGUGCCCUUUUCGGGGCCCCUCUUCCCGGUCUUUGCGGUGGCCGACCAGACCAUUUCCAUCAUCCGCUGAUCCGCGACCACUGGGAGCCCUGGUCUGCUCCCCACCACGCGUCCAGGCCAUGUUCCUACCCAGUGUCUCGCCCCCACCCCCGAUGUUGCCUCUGCCCGAUGGGCAGCUUUAGGAGGGUGGGGGAUCCAUUUCAGGUCUGGGUUCAGCUGUGACAUGCUGGGUAUCUGUGGGGAGCCUGCUACCCGCGGGGCCUUAGUCUCCCAAAUCCACCAGGCAUCUGGCCCUCCGAGGGUGUCUUGUUCACCACAUCGUGUCUGGCACCCAGCAUGGUGCCUGGUGCCCGGUUGUGCAAGAAAUACUUGGCGAGCGAACGGGUGGAUGGAAAGGUGCCUGGGUGUGUGUGGUAGACUCUUCUGGAGAAGCACUGCCUUCCAGCCCUGUCCCUGGCUUUGAUUCAGAACUCCUGCGAGGCUGUUCUUGGCCAGAAGACUCUGGCCUGGGGGGGGGCUGUGUCCCCCCACCAGGUCCAGCCUGGCGGCUCAGGAGACUGAGGGGAUCCUGUCUGGAGGUAAUCUGACUGCAACACCCCCAAAACUGCCCCCUCCCCGCAGCUCGUGGCCCCCCCCGACAUAAUGUGGAGACCCGGAGUGAGGGCUUCAAGCCCCAGAGAGCUGAGGGAGUAGGAGGGCCAGACGUAGGGAACACGUCUGUUUAAUUAAAGGUUUUAAAAGA